AUGAAGUGGUUAUUCGUUUUGUGUCUUUUGUUGUUAUGUGGCGAAGCUUUAUCAAAUUUCACUUUUACCUACGACAUGGCAAUGCGCUGUAAGGAGUAUUUAUGCCAGCAUGGGUACAGCUACAAAACCUACUUCAGAACGGACGCCGUGGACCGGAAACAGGCUAAGACGGAUUCCAGCGUGGUCUUUGAGAUGCAUCUGGCAAUUUUAGCAGCCAGCAACGGACAUAUACUGCUUUCGUCUGUGCCUUCGCCUUCUAGCGAUCCAGUGUAUGAAAUCGUUAUUGGUGGUGGUGCAAAUAAGUUUACAGAACUGCGGAGAAAUUUGAGAAGAAACGCGAAAGCAUCAGCCAAAACCCUCGGAGUGCUUUCUCCAGUCGAAUUCAGAGCUUUUUACAUCAGAAUAUCAGAAGAUGGGUUGAUAGAAUUCGGCAAAGAAGGCGACCCACUCCCGAUACUGACUUAUAUGGACUUGGAUCCUAUUCCAGUGAAGUACUUUAGCUUUGCCGCAUGGAACGGCGUUGAAGCUAAGUUUCUUUACGAUUGUCCCCUACCGAGCAGCAAUGCAUCUGGAGAUGCAAAUGAAGUUACGCCAAAUUCAGUACCGGUUGAUCCAAAACUAUCUAAUUCGGAUAAGCUCAAACGAACCCUGCUGAUGGGCAGAGAUCCAGCGAUACCGCCCAGCCCAGAAGUAGCAGUGAGCCUCGGAGUUAGAAUCAAUAGUAUCUCCUACGAUGCGUUUGAAUCGAAACUAACGACAGGUGUAUCCGUCGUGAUGAACUGGACUGAUGAGAGCAUGGCGUGGGAUCUUAACAAAUUCAAUAACGUCACAAGUCUUAACUUUCGUCAAGGACAAAUAUGGAGUCCUGCUUUUUACACAUUUAAUUCCGACUCAGUUAACAUGCUGGACGCGAAGAAUCCAGAAUUGAUAACAAUGAUUAAUACUGGCGUGGCGACGUACCACAUGCAGACAACCAUCAACACGUGGUGUUUCGACUAUGUUACAACGAUUACAAAGUGGCCCCGUGAUGAGUACCACUGCGCUAUUGUAAUAGAACCCUGGCAAGUCCACGAGAAAAUAUCACUGAAACGUCUCGACCAAACCAGUUCAGCAAUGAAGGCUUUCGAACAACUAGAUGAGGUGAUACAAAAUGUCUGGGAGACGAGCUCGUCACAGUACAUCGUCAGCGCCACUUCCUGGAACCAGAUGUAUGCUUCAGACGACAAUAGCACCCAUCAAAGUGACAGAUUGGUAAUCAAAGUGGGCAUCAAGCGGCGUGCGACAGCCUACAAUAUCGUUUUCUAUACACCCCUGUUAGUGCUUGUAACAUUUGUUCUGAUGUCGUUCUGGACUGAACCUCUCAACCUGAAUAGAGUAUGGUUUUACGCAAGUUGUACUAUUAUUAUAUGCAUGGGUUUGUGCUAUAUCGACUACUUAGUACCUUGCCAUACAGUACCCACUAUAUUGAUCCUGUACACAACAGUUUUAGGCGGAGUCCUGUUCGCAUUGCUAAUGCAAGUGGCACUAAUGACGUCACUCGGCGAGCGCUUCUGCCGGACCAUUGUUAUGCAAAACGUUUUAACGGCUCAAUGGUUCAGGUCUCUGUUCUGUUUGCCGCCUUUGAAGGACUGCCGCGUAUACGACGCAAUAAAUGAAGGCUACCUACCCCAGGAGGAUGAAAUUCCCACAACCAGGAACGUGGAACAGAUGGAGAAAGAGGAAGUCCCGAACAGUGAACAAAGGGAGAUAGCCGAAGUGUUCGAUAAGACUAUGUUUACUAUCUACUCUGUGGCCUUCGCUGUUAUGCUGGGGUUACACUUUUAG
This is a messenger RNA of Leptosia nina, 1824 nucleotides long. NCBI's taxonomy places the organism in Eukaryota, Metazoa, Arthropoda, Insecta, Lepidoptera, Pieridae. The record is from the annotation of a GenBank genome assembly.